Molecule: messenger RNA, 8894 nt
Organism: Coregonus sp. 'balchen'
Lineage: Eukaryota; Metazoa; Chordata; Actinopteri; Salmoniformes; Salmonidae
Source: the annotation of a GenBank genome assembly
CUGGUGACCCCAGAGAAGUACGAGGUGAAGGGCUCCAUCCAGGACUCUUCCAUCAUCCUGAUGUCUGGAGCCGACCCCAAAAUGACAGUCACCAUCACCCUGACCUCCCCCGUCAUCCGAGAGGAGGAGACCCCUGCCACACCCCCGCCACGGGACGGAGGUUGGAAAGACAUCGCCCCCCCCCCCUCUAUCCCCUCUACCCCCUUCCUUCCGUUUCGCUCUCUGCCACCCAGCUAUUGGUGCAUUAGUUUGUUCAGGGUACAGGGUGGGUGGAGUUAGCACAUUUUGGGGCGAUUUCAAAAGUCCUGUUUCUCCAAUGGUCCUAAAGUGACAUCUCCAUUCACCCAGCACCUGAAUGAAUGUACCCUGUAAGAUCAAUUUCUAUCUGAAGAGACCUACCCUGGUGGCACUUUGAAGAGGACUUUCUAGAUUGUUCUGAGAGAAGUCUAGCUGUAUGCCCCGGGCACUAAGUUUAGAUUUGACCUGUUGGGCAUCCAAGUCUCUCACUCAGUUUUGUCAUUUUAUAGACGCUAGUUAUCGUUUCAACUUCAACCAAUGAAGUGCUUGAGCUCUGUCAUGACAUGAGAUGCUGGAUUGGUCAUCAUAAAACAGUGCUCUUGCUUAGUGUGCCUUCAAAAGCCUUAGGAUAGGAAUUAUGUUUCUACUAGGUCCGACAGUCAGUGAUUUAAACUUUGGGAUUAGAGAAGUAUUGAAUAACCAAUAUUCUGUAGUUUUAAUUCACAGAAUAUCAUAAACAAUGUAAAAAAGGGAAAUAUAUAAAGAACUAACGUUUUGGGGAACCAUUCAAAUUGUCCAAGAGACCUGUUUUGAAGGCAGAGAAGCUCAUUUUGAUUAUUAUUUUUUUGGUUCAUGUAUCUUUAAAACCCGUGCCCUGAGAACAACCUGAAUGAUAUUACCGAAGGCUCAUCAUUGGAAAAAACAUUUCUAGAAACUUUACUUUCUAGUCAUGGUUAGAGCACUUCCUGGUGAAGUCUGACGGUUCCUCGUGCCAGCAGCGUAGCGCUAACUCUCUUAUCUGGAACUCCCCUUCCGUGCGUCUUGUAAAGCUGUCCCCCUACAAACAAAGCAUGGACGGUGUUUGCAUUUUCAGUCUAGUUUUUAGUUCCCAGGUAAGAUUCAUUGUUUUGUUUCCUGUGUUCCAGGGGGUUUGUUUCACUGUCACACCACUGGGAUAAACCCUCCAACACCGGGGUCAAUCGUUAGCUCUCUUAGCUCAGAACUACACACAUCAGAGGAACGUUAUUCUCUACAGAUACCAAAAAUAAAUGAAAGACCCAUUGGGGAAGGGAAGCGGUGAGGGCACUGAAUCCUAACUUAAGAAACGUGCACACAACUCAGAGCUCUGCACAAAUCGUGCGUAGAUCGAUGUCACCGGGGAGAUUUGCAGCGGAAGUUUGAGUUGAGCGGGCGUUUUGUCAGGUUUAGGAUUUGGCCAAAUGAAAACAGCAGAAAGAACAGGGUUCCAGAACACACACACAUACGGUUCUAGAACACUGGCAAGCAGUUCUAGAACACAGACGGUUCUAGAACACUGAGAGAAAUGGGUUCACACACCCCCCCACAGGAAACAAAUCUUACUUCUGGUCGUGAGGAGUUGUUCUGUCCUCACAUGCUCCCUGAGUGGACUGGUGUCCCCCCUCCACACAAAAGCCUGAUCUUGGCUACAUUUCCCUUUUUGUAGUUGAUCAUGCUGUUAACAAAACAAUACAAUCCAGAUAUGACGUGAAGCCCUUUUGAUCACGUGAUCCAUUCUCUGCAUUAGUUGACAAUGGAGGGGUGAGAGUGAGUGUUGCCAAGCUCCUGUUUCUCUAUCUAGCACGUCUCUUAGUUAUGUUUUGUUGUGCCAAUUUCUUUCACCCUAUUCCAGAAGUGUGUACUUGGAUUUGAAAGCAUAGGAUUGGUGUUGCCCAGAGAGGGUCUCCAUCUACCAUUUGUUAAAUCCAGUUUCAUAAAGUGGAUUUGAAAGCAUAGGAUUGGUGUUGCCCAGAGAGGGUGUCCAUCUACCAUUUGUUAAAUCCAGUUUCAUAAAGUGGAUUUGAAAGGAUUGGUGUUUGCCCAGAGAGGGUCUCCAUCUACCAUUUGUUAAAUCCAGUUUCAUAAAGUGGAUUUGAAAGCAUAGGAUUGGUGUUGCCCAGAGAGGGUGUCCAUCUACCAUUUGUUAAAUCCAGUUUCAGAAAGUGCGCAAGUACACACUUCAGAAUAAAGGUGCAAAAUGGGGACGCUGUGUGGCCAGCCUGCAGUAGACUUCAGUAGGUCAGGGAUGAAGACUUUGGCAGACUGUGGUUGGACCGAAGUACAGCAGAGCGGUGUACCGUUAGUGUGAUUAUCUGUUUGUUGGUUUCAUGCCAACCUACUGACUUCAGCCAGCCAUGCAGUGAUGUCCAAUCUAACCCUUCUUUUUGCUGCUGGGAGCUUCCAUGUUUCUAGUUUUUUCUGCUGCCACAUAAUUUGUAGCUUUCCUACCAGUCCAGUCCAAAGCUCUCUGUUCUUUCAUUUGUUUUAUUUUUGAAAAAUACAUCUCCAGUGUCUGGGAGAGGGUUCAACCCCCCCCCCCCCCCCAGCCCUCCGGAAGGAUUUUUGACCAAGGUUUUCCCCCACCACCCAAACACUUUGCCACACCUAUCAUUGCCACUGUUAGAAGCAGCUCAGUUCACACUCCAAGUUAUGACAGGACUUAGGACUUCUCUCUCCUUUUUGUUUCCGUUAUCAGUUACCACGACCGAUACUAAUACACCACGACCCAUACUAAUACACCACGACCCAUACUAAUACCUCACGACCCAUACUAAUACACCACGACCCAUACUAAUAUACCACGACCGAUACUAAUACACCACGACCCAUACUAAUAUACCACGACCCAUACUAAUACACCACGACCCAUACUAAUACCUCACGACCCAUACUAAUACACCACGACCCAUACUAAUAUACCACGACCCAUACUAAUACACCACGACCCAUACUAAUACACCACGACCCAUACUAAUACACCACGACCCAUACUAAUAUACCACGACCCAUACUAAUACACCACGACCCAUACUAAUACACCACGACCCAUACUAAUACACCACGACCCAUACUAAUACACCACGACCCAUACUAAUACACCACGACCCAUACUAAUAUACCACGACCCAUACUAAUACACCACGACCGAUACUAACACACCACGACCCAUACUAAUAUACCACGACCCAUACUAAUACACCACGACCGAUACUAAUACACCACAACCCAUACUAAUACACCACGACCCAUACUAAUACACCACGACCCAUACUAAUACACCACGACCCAUACUAAUAUACCACGACCCAUACUAAUACACCACGACCCAUACUAAUAUACCACGACCCAUACUAAUACACCACGACCCAUACUAAUACACCACGACCCAUACUAAUAUAUAACGACCCAUACUAAUACACCACGACCCAUACUAAUACACCACGACCCAUACUAAUACACCACGACCCAUACUAAUAUACCACGACCCAUACUAAUACACCACAACCCAUACUAAUACACCACGACCCAUACUAAUACACCACGACCCAUACUAAUACACCACGACCCAUACUAAUAUACCACGACCCAUACUAUUGACCCAUUGGAAUCCCCCUAGAAUAUCCGCCAAGUAUCAUCUCAGCAGAUGAGAUUAAGACUGAAACUGACAAAUGAUUGGCGUAACAUUGCUUUUCUUAGACAAGCUAACGUCUCAGCUUUUGAGAUGUAAACUUCUCUGUGAGAUCUUACGUUUCAGCACAUGCUAACAAUAGGCCUACAUACAGUUCAGUUAUUUGACUAUAUGAUCAAACGAAUUGCUGUUGGCACCAGCCAAUGUUAGCGACUAGGUGAGCCUUUGCUCAAAACCUAAGCAAGAGUUCCCAUCACUCAAUCCUGCUUCUAAUAUCUCAAGGUUUGGUUAGCAUUUUACGCCAGUCCCGUAAUUGACGUUCCCUUUACCCAACAAAUCACACCAACGUGAACCUAACAUUGCAUCCGUGACACACUACGUCUCCAAGCACUUGUCAUUUCGAUGUCAGGUUGGGCAUUGGUUUAUUUGGCAGAAACACCAAUCAGAUAAGACUUUAGCUAGUUCACUUCCUGGUUCCUUACAGAAACCCCAUCUUGGUAUGUGUGGCAAUGUGUUUGUAUUUUCUUGUUAAUGAGUCUUGCUCUACCUGGUCAAACACCCGUUCCUCCUCCUCCUCCUCCUCCUCCUCAACACCUCAACCCAACCAACCAACCGGUCGACCACCAUUUUUUUGACAAUUCGACUCAUCCAUUUGUAGAUGUAACCGGGGGCUUGGUGCGAGACCCGGCGGACGUCUUGGACAGGCUAAAAUGCCUUGACGCUCUAGCGGAUCUCCGCCACGCUAAGUGGUUCCAGGUUCGGACACAUCCUUUUACUUUCUUAUUGUAGCCUUAUGAGAUGCAUUUUUUUUUUAUUCCUUUGUUUGAAUUUUGUUUUAAUGAAGGAAUUAAUAAUGAAUUUAACACCCCCCCCCCCCCCCCAAAAACAAAAACACAGUAAUACCUGAUAUAAUUAAACUGUUGUUUUAAAAAGAUACAAAAAUUCAAUGAUGCCACACAUGUAAUGAUAAUGUUUUAACCAGAUUUGAAUAUCCAAUCUUUAUUUCUGAUAUUUAUUGUUGAACUUUAGAAUGGUAAUGAUUUAUAAUUUUCUGGUCCAAAAAAAAAAAAAAACUGGCAUCCUUGUAUUCCUUUUUUUUCCUUUGGCUCCAUACUAGACUAUAUUGUCUGUGUUAAAACAUGAUUCCAUAAGGCUGCAGAGAUAUCUUUGCAUAAGAUCCGAUAAGAGCUUCCAUGUUGAGCAUUAGUAUCUUGUGAUUUGUAUUUAUUUUAACAGAGGAACAGGGAUUGAGAGAAACGGGACAUCUGAUUUUUUUAUUUUUAGUUUCACUGUGUCGCUGCUAUGGCAGAAAAAGCAAACGCACAGGCAAAGCAGAUUGCCUCCUCUCUCCCAGUCCCUGACCUUCAUCUUCUUUACAAACACAAACUCUGUACAACUGCCUGACUGUCUGUGAAACACUUGAUCAACCUGAGAAGUCAGGGUUUAUAAGAUGACAAGGAAAUUGUUUCAUCUUGCAAACUGUGAGCUCUCCUUUUUUACUAAUGUUACGACGAGGUGAAAUACUCCUGGAAAUGGCAGCUGAUUCCAACCAAUUACGGCCAAUUAAUUAAUUGAGGCUUCAAUCAACCAAUCACAAGCUUCCAUUGUGUUCAGUAGUGUUUGGCCAUCAAUGACAGACGUGUUGUAAAAUGUAGUGUGCACUAUAAUAAUCCAUGUUGUCCUCUCCCGUCUGUUAUCUCUAAACCAAACGUGUUAUUGCUCCACAAGGCUAGGGCCAACGGACUCCAAUCCUGUGUGAUUGUUAUUCGUAUCCUGCGUGACCUCUGUCAGAGGGUUCCCACGUGGUCCGCCUUCCCCAGCUGGGUGAGUUCAUCGCCAGGCUAACGAGUCGACAACCAUCUCAUGAAUGUUUUAUAUGUUGUUAGAAAAGUAUUGGACCUUAAUUGGCCGGUUUCAUGGACACAGAUGAAGUCUAGUCCUGGACUAAAAAACAAAAAUAAUCUCCAUUUAAGAAUUGUUCCUAGUCCCGGCAUAAUCUGUGUCUGGGGAAACCGCCCCUAUAGGUACAUUAAAGGGAUAGUUCAGGAUGUUAUCUACUUCCCCAGAGUCGGAUGAACUUGUGGAUACCAUUUUUAUGUCUCUGCGUUCAGUUUGAAGGAAGAUUCUAGCGUUAGUGCAAUUGCUAACUAACGUUAGCGCAAUGACUGGAAGUCUUUGGGAACAGCUAGCAUGUUCGCUGUUCCUGUGGACUUUGUCUUUGCGCUAACGCUAGUUAGCAUUGGCUCGCGAACCUACCUCUUAACUUCUUUGAUACUGGACGCAGAGACAUAGAAAUGGUAUCCACCAGUUCAUCUGCCUCUGGGGAAGUAGAUAACAUCCUGAACUAUCCCUUUAAGAACAGCAGAUGGUAUCCACCAGUUCAUCUGCCUCUGGGGAAGUAGAUAACAUCCUGAACUAUCCCUUUAAGAACAGCAGAUGGUAUCCACCAGUUCAUCUGCCUCUGGGGAAGUAGAUAACAUCCUGAACUGUCCCUUUAAGAACAGCAGAUGUGUUAACUCGGGGCUAACACACCGGCUGCAGCUUCACUCAAUGACGAGUUUAAACGUCUCCAUCCCCUCUCCUCCCUCUCCUCCCUCUCCUCCCCAUCUCCUCUCCCUCUCCUCCCUCUCCUCCCCCUCCAUCUCAUCUCCCUCUCCUCCCCAUCUCCUCUCCCUCUCCUCCCUCUCCUCCCCCUCCAUCUCCUCUCCCUCUCCUCCCCCUCCAUCUCAUCUCCCUCUCCUCCCUCUCCCUCUCCUCCCCCUCCUCCUCCAUCCCCCCUCCUCCUCCAUCCCCGCUCCCCCCUCCUCCAUUCCCCUCCUCCAUCCCCCCUCCUCCUCCAUCCCCGCUCCCCCUCCUCCAUUCCCCUCCUCCAUCCCCCCUCCUCCUCCAUCCCCGCUCCCCCUCCUCCAUUCCCCUCCUCCAUCCCUCCUCCUCCUCCAUCCCCGCUCCCCCCUCCUCCAUUCCCCUCCUCCAUCCCCCCUCCUCCUCCAUCCCCCUCCCCCUCCUCCAUUCCCCUCCUCCAUCCCCCCUCCUCCUCCAUCCCCCGCUCCCCCUCCUCCAUUCCCCUCCUCCAUCCCCCCUCCUCCUCCAUCCCCCCUCUCCACUCCUCUCCCCCCCCUCCUCCCCCUCCUCCAUCCCCUCUCCUCCAUCCCCCCUCCUCCAUCCCCCCUCUCCUCCCCUCCCCCCUCCUCCCCCUUGUUCUCCAGGCCAUGGAGCUGCUGGUGGAGAAGGCCAUCAGCAGUGCCUCUGGCCCCCUGAGUCCAGGCGAUGCACUGCGACGAGUCUUUGAAUGUAUUUCCUCCGGGAUCCUGCUCCCCGGUAAGUCUAACCUAUUUCACUAUUUACUAUUAUAGCAGACUAUUUCGCCUAUCAUAAUGGGAGACUAUUUUUGACGAUCGUGACAGAUUUUCACGUAGUUGUGAAUGAAUGAAUCUGGGGUUAAUGGCGUUUGGGCAUUAGCAGAAUGCUGAUUGGUGUAUUUGGUCGCUGGGGUUAAUGGCGUGUGGGCAUUAGCAGAAUGCUGAUUGGUGUAUUUGCCCGCCAGGUGGUCCGGGGUUGGUGGACCCGUGUGAGAAGAACCCCACUGAUACCCUGACAACCAUGAAGGAGCAGCACAGGGAGGACAUCACCUCAAGUGCCCAGGUACUGACAGACACAUGUAUAGAAUAUAAACACAAUGUAUUAUAUAUAUAUAUAUAUAUAUAUAUAUAUAUAUAUAUAUAUAUACUGAACAAAAAUAUAAAUGCAACAUGUAAAGUGUUGGUCCCAUGUUUCAUGAGCUGAAAUAAAAGAUCCCAGAAAUACAUACAAAAAGCUUAUUUCUCUAACAUUUUGUGCACACAUUUGUUUACAUCCCUGUUAGUGAGCAUUUCUCCUUUGCCAAGAUAAUCCAUCCACCUGACAGGUGUGGCAUACCGAGAAGCUGAUUAAACGGCAUGAUCAUUACACAGGUGCACCUUGUGCCUGGGGACAAUAAAAGGCCACUCUAAAAUGUGCAGUUUUGUCACAAAACACAAUGCCACAGAUGUCUCAAGUUUUGAGGGAGCGUGCCACUGCCAUGCUGACUGCAGGAAUGUCCACCAGAGCUGUUGCCAGAGAAUUGAAUGUUCAUUUCUUGUUCAAGAGAAUUGUGCUCUUCACGGAUUAAUCCCAGUUUCAACUGUACCAGGCAGAUGGCGUCGUGUGGGCAAGCGGUUUGCUGAUGUCAACGUUGUGAACAGAGUGCCCCAUUAUGGCGGUGGGGUUAUGGUAUGGGCAGGCAUAAGCUACGGACAACGAACACAAUUGCAUUUUAUCGAUGGCAAUUUGAAUGCACAGAGAUACUGUGACGAGAUCCUGAGGCCCAUUGUCGUGCCAUUCAUCUGCCGCCAUCACCUCAUGUUUCAGCAUUAUAAUGCACGGCCCCAUGUCGCAAGGAUCUGUACACAAUUCCUGGAAGCUGAAAAUGUCCCAGUUUUUCCAUGGCCUGCAUACUCCCCAGACGUCAUCCAUUGAGCAUGUUUGGGAUGCUCUGGAUCGACAUGUACCACAGCGUGUUCCAGUUCCCGCCAAUAUCCAGCAACUUCGCACGGCCAUUGAAGAGGAGUGGGACCACAUUCCACAGGCCACAAUCAACAGCCUGAUCAACUCAAUGCGAAGGAGAUGUGUCGUUCUGCAUGAGGCAAAUGGUGGCCACACCAGAUACUGACUGUUUCUCUGAUCCACACCCCUACCGUUUCUUUUUUUUUUUUAAGGCAUCUGUGACCAACAGUCGUGAACUCCAUAGAUUAGAGCCUAAUGAAUUUAUUUCAAUUGACUGAUUUCCUUAUAUGAACUGUAACUCAGUAAAAUCUUUGAAAUUGUUGCAUUUAUAUUUUUGUUCAGUGUAGUAAUAGCCUAAGAACAGAUCCUUGAGGUACACCAUAAUUAUAAGGUACUGGCCAAACAUAAAUAGUAAAGUUUUAAUAUAUGAUUAUAGAUGUAAGACAUUGACCACCAUACCUUUUUAUAUAAAUUGCCAGAUCAUUGAGGUACUGUAUGUAGUUAACGCUCCUUGUCUGUCCAGUUCGCUCUGCGGCUGCUAGCGUUCCGUCAGGUGCACAAGGUGCUGGGUAUGGACCCACUGCCCCAGAUGAACCCCCGCUUCAACAUCCGCAACAACCGUAAGCGUCGCCGUGAGAACAGCGACGGGACGGACGGAUUCGAGGGCGAAGGGAAGAAGGACAAGAAGGAUUUGGACAGUAGUUACUAG